UUCACCCGCAGUCACUCGAAUACCAUCAUGUUGGUUUCGUCCAAGCGUGUGGUUCUUUUCCUAACUCUUUAUCUCUUCAAUGAUGUUGUACAGGGCUCUACAAGGAAACUUAGAAGGGUGUUAACCCAGCAGGGUUAUGUCAGGGGAAUACGACAAGACAUCCAAACCAAUAAGGGACAAAAAACGAAAACCAUCUACAAGUUCCUUGGCGUUCCUUAUGUUGAGAAGCCCAUUGGCGAUCUUCGCUUCAAGCCUCCACAAGCUCUUUCCACUCGAAGAUCAAGUGAUUAUGAUGCUACUUUUCUAAGACCAAUUUGCAUGCAGGGCAAAUAUUACUUUAAUUCGAUAAGAGGAGCUUGGCCAGAAUUUGACCCAAAGAGAGAUAUGAGCGAAGAUUGCCUGUACCUGAACAUCUACACUCAAAGCACAAGAGGUAAAAAGAAAUUCCCAGUUAUCUUUUAUAUCCACGGAGGAGGCUAUUUCGUAGGUACCCCUACACGUGAUAUAUCACCAGGCGAGUAUUUGCCCACACGCGGUGUGGUUCUUGUCACCAUCCAGUAUCGACUUGGAUCAUUUGGGUUCUUCACUACUGGGGACCCAGAGGCACCUGGAAAUGUGGGUCUUCUUGACCAGGUAGAGGCCCUCAAGUGGGUUCAACGAAACAUCGAGGGUUUUGGUGGCGACAAGAAUAGCGUGACUCUCCUUGGUGAAAGUGCAGGAGGAUCUAGUGUAGGUUUACACUACUUAUCACCCCUGUCUAGAGGACUGUUUCAUCGGGGUAUUGCAGUGAGUGGUGUGGACCAGUGCCCUUUCGCCUACCAACCAAAGUCUACGGUCCUAGAACAAAGCAAGAAAUUAGUCAGGGUGUUUAACUGUACGAAAUCUAGCAGCCGACAAAUACUUCAGUGCUUAAAAUCAGUUCCAAGCACUACUAUCUUAGAAAACUCGAUAUAUUUGUGGAUCCUACCGUUUGUUGACCAACACUUUCUCCCAGACGAGCCAAGAACAUUAAGAAAAAGAGGAAAGUUCCAUAAGCUUCCUUUAAUGUCAGGCUUUGUCAGUCAGGAAGGUUCUUAUGUAGUAAAAUGGUAUUCAACAUUUUACAAUACGACAUACAAUUCUACAGGUCUCGGUGAAUAUCUGGAUAAUGUCUUUCUGCCUAUUGAAUACAGUCGUAAAAAAGAUGACACCUACGUUGCUUAUGACGCUCUAAAAUUUCAAUACACACCAUGGGAUGACCUGAACAACCCUACCCGGUUCCGUGACAAGCUUACAGAAAUGUGGUCAGAUCACAUUUUCAUUGCUCCAACCGAUGCUGCCUUGACCAUCCAUAGUGAUUAUGGUGCUCCUACCUACAUGUUUGAGUUUGCUCAUCGCUCUAGAUACCAUCCAAAGCCGAAAUGGAUGGGGGUCGUUCACGAAGAUACAACAGCCUACAAGUUUGGUCUYCCGCUUCUUAAYUCCAAAACAAAACUAAAGUUUGACAAGAAAGAUAAAAAAGUCAGCGAUAUGGUAGUGACCAUGUUUACCAAUUUUGCUAAAUUUGGAAACCCGACCCCGAGACGUGUGCAUGGUUUGAAAUGGGACAACUUUGACUCGUCCAAGAAGGCUUACUCGAAGAUCCAGACGAAUCCUUUCAUGACCAGCAAAUACCAUCCACUCAGAAUGGCCUUCUGGAAUUCGUAUUUCCCGAMACUUCUUCCAGAGAAGCCUGUACCAUCAUCUAGCGAAGAAGAAUCACUUUUGAGUAACGCGGCUGUAAAACGUGGGAAAUAAACUAACUUUGACCAAAUCGAUAUAAAAGAAUGUCCCUCGCCCUUUGGAUAUUUAAAGAUUAAGCAUGCUAUGCAGUAUGAGAUUUAUGAAUUGUAGUCAUUUGAGAUGUUAACGAAAUAGAUUCCAAUGGCACUAA
Messenger RNA from Actinia tenebrosa (Australian red waratah sea anemone), 1912 nucleotides. RefSeq names its product acetylcholinesterase. Gene Ontology annotation, molecular function: cholinesterase activity. NCBI's taxonomy places the organism in Eukaryota, Metazoa, Cnidaria, Anthozoa, Actiniaria, Actiniidae. The record is from RefSeq and is a predicted model, not a curated record.